Molecule: messenger RNA, 1524 nt
Organism: Eruca vesicaria subsp. sativa (arugula)
Lineage: Eukaryota; Viridiplantae; Streptophyta; Magnoliopsida; Brassicales; Brassicaceae
Source: the annotation of a GenBank genome assembly
AUGGGAACUCGGUUCCCGUCCUUGCUCGUGUUCUUGCUUUCAUGUUUAAUCUUUGUAUCUGCCGCCUCAUCAUCUGAGCAAGAAGGUGAUGGAACGCUUAGAAUUGGAUUGAAGAAGAGGAAACUAGACCGGGCCAACAGGCUAGCUUCUCAGCUUUUCAUGAAAAACCGAGGAUCUUGGUCUCCCAAAGAUUAUUUUCGCCUGAACGAUGCAAACGAUGAUACUGUCCCCCUGAAAAACUAUUUGGAUGCUCAAUACUAUGGUGAGCUUACCAUUGGUACUCCACCUCAAAAGUUUACUGCAAUCUUUGAUACCGGAAGCUCCAAUCUCUGGAUACCAUCUAGUAACUGUCAUUUCUCGGUUGCUUGUUAUUUUCAUUCAAAAUACAAGGCUAGCGAGUCAUCCACAUACAAAAAGAACGGAAAACCUGCGUCAAUCCGGUAUGGAACAGGUGCUAUUUCUGGUUACUUUAGCAAUGAUGAUGUUAAAGUUGGUGGUCUUGUUAUCAAGGAGCAGGAGUUCAUAGAGGCUACUAGUGAGCCUGGUAUUACAUUCUUGGUCGCCAAGUUUGAUGGUAUUCUAGGGUUGGGAUUCAGAGAGAUUGCUGUAGGAAACUCAACUCCGGUUUGGUAUAACAUGGUAGAAAGAGGUCUGGUUAAGGAACCAAUCUUUUCGUUCUGGCUUAACCGUAACCCACAAGAUCCAGAGGGUGGUCAAAUUGUUUUUGGUGGAGUUGACCCUAAGCACUUCAAAGGAGAGCAUACUUAUGUUCCAGUGACACAUAAAGGUUACUGGCAAUUCGACAUGGGUGAUCUCAACAUUGCUGGCAAACCAACCGGAUAUUGUGCUAAAGGUUGUUCUGCCAUUGCUGAUUCUGGAACUUCUCUUCUCACCGGUCCAUCAACUGUCAUCACAAUGAUCAAUCAUGCUAUUGGAGCAGUGGGAGUUGCAAGCCAAGAGUGCAAAACUGUAAUAGGUCAAUAUGGACAAACCAUGUUGGAUUCCCUUGUCUCUCAGGUGGAUCCGAGGAAGGUAUGCUCACAGAUAGGACUCUGCGGUUUUGAUGGUACACACAGUGUGAGUAUGGGGAUUAAGUCAGUUGUAGAAGAUGGAGUAUCGGGUCUUCUAAACGAAGCAAUGUGCAGCGCCUGUGAAAUGGCAUCUGUGUGGAUGCAGAGUGAAUUGUCUCAGAAUCAAACACAAGAACGCAUACUCGCUUAUGCUUCUGAGCUUUGUGACCAUAUACCAAACCCAAACCAACAAUCAGCAGUGGACUGUGAGAAGGUUUCGUCCAUGCCUAUAGUCACAUUCAAUAUUGGUGGCAAGCCCUUUGAUCUCUCACCUCAAGAUUAUAUAUUCAAGAUUGGAGAAGGAGUUCAGGCUCAGUGCACCAGCGGCUUCACCGCCAUGGAUAUUCCUCCACCUCGUGGACCUCUCUGGAUCUUGGGUGAUAUCUUCAUGGGACCAUAUCAUACUGUGUUUGAUUAUGGGAAAACAAGAGUUGGAUUCGCCAAAGCGGCUUAG